CACUGAGUGGCUGAAAGGCCACUGAGUGGCAGUGUACGUAAGCGUUCAGCUUGAAUGCCGCAUGUAAAAUGGGAAAGAGCUGUUGUGUGAUUGACUGUUCAAAUAGAUUCAACAAGAAAUCGGACCUGUCUUUUUACAGACUACCGAAAGCUAAAGAAAAGAGAAGCAAAUGGAUCGCUGCAAUUCGCAGAAACAACUGGGAUCCAAGCACCGAAACGUGGAUUUGUGGUUGCCAUUUUGUGUCGGGAAAAAAAGAGCGAAGAUUCCCUACACCCUGACUACCUGCCAAGUUUAUUCAGUUUCACCUCCACUUCAGAUCGAAUUCUGGCUAUCGACAACCUGGACAUAUAUCUACGAUCUCAAGAAGUUUCUGAGAAAAUACUUGAAAACUCAGGCUGUACCCGGCCUGCCCGCUGUGAUGCAUCGUCAGUAUAGCCUCGACAUUUCUGCAGCGCUCCUCCGCACUCAAGGCUAUAUCGAUGGGCGCUGGGUGUCUGCACCGUCGACAUUCCCAGUGCUAGACCCAGCAACGGGCAAGGAGCUGGCCAAGGUAGCUGACUGUGGACCGCGGGAGGCACAGGACGCUGUCAACGCAGCCUACAAGGCAUUUCACUCGUGGAAGCGUCAGACUGCAAAGGAAAGGAGCGUCCUCCUACGCAAAUGGUUUGAUCUCUUAACCAAACACAAGGAGGACCUCGCUAAGCUCAUUACUGCAGAAUGUGGCAAACCCAUGAAGGAGUCGUUGGGGGAGAUUGCCUAUGCUGCCUCUUUCCUUGAGUGGUUCUCUGAGGAGGCACGGCGCACGUAUGGAGACGUCGUCCCCGCCGCAGCCAAGGACCGCAGGAUCCUGCUGCUCAAGCAGCCCGUGGGCGUGGCCUCCAUCAUCACCCCGUGGAAUUUCCCCAGUGCUAUGAUCACCAGGAAGGUGGGCGCUGCUUUGGCUGCGGGCUGCACUGUCGUGGUGAAGCCAGCUGAAGACACGCCACUCUCUGCGCUGGCUUUGGCCGAGCUGGCUGAUCAGGCAGGCAUCCCUGCUGGGGUGUUCAACGUGGUUCCCUGCUCAAGGGAAAAGACACCGUCUGUGGGAGAGCUCAUCUGCACCGACCCACUUGUUGGGAAGGUCUCGUUCACCGGCUCUACAGCCACUGGCAAGAUUCUGCUGAAGCAUGCGGCAGGCACAGUGAAGAGGGUAUCCAUGGAGCUGGGGGGACAUGCGCCUUUCAUUGUGUUCAACAGCGCAGACGUGGACAAGGCUGUGGUAGGAGCCAUGGCCUCCAAGUUUAGGAACUCCGGCCAGACGUGUGUGUGCUCCAACCGUUUCCUGGUGCAGAGUGGGAUCCAUGAUGUGUUUGUGGAGAAGCUGGGGAAGGCCAUGGAUGCUGAGCUGAAGAUUGGCCACGGCUCUGAACCCACCACCACCAUGGGACCCCUCAUCAACAGCCGCGCCGCAGAAAAGGUGGAGCAUCAGGUCAAGGAUGCAGUGUCCCAGGGGGCUGUCAUCUUGAGAGGGGGCAAGCGUCUGGAAGGUUCCUUCAUGGAACCAACCCUACUGGCCAAAGUCACCACUGACAUGCUCUGCACCAGGGAGGAGACCUUUGGGCCCCUACUCCCUGUCCUCAAGUUCAAUACAGAGGAGGAAGCUCUUGCAAUUGCCAAUGCCAGCCAUGUUGGCCUUGCAGGUUACUUCUUCUCCCAGGACAUUAGCCAGAUCUGGCGAGUGGCAGAGGACCUGGAGGUGGGCAUGGUGGGGGUCAACGAGGGCCUGCUCUCCACCCCGGAGGCCUCAUUCGGUGGGGUCAAGCAGUCUGGUUUAGGGCGGGAGGGCUCCAAGUAUGGUAUUGAGGAAUACCUGGAUGUCAAGUACAUGUGCUUCGGAGGCCUUACUCCCUGAGUACCCGUCUUUGUGUGUGUGUGCAAGGGGAGGCAUCGUUAGGCAACACAUUACUCAUAUAUUACACAGUCGUAGGAGUAGACAAUCAUCAAAUAAUUAUAUAAAAAUAACACUGUGAAUUCAGUCUGUCCGCAUCUCGGAGCUGUCCAUUUGAAUUACAUGCUGUUUAAAACAGAAAAGGCUGUCAACCAUAGGAUUAUGGAAGUGUAGGCCUAUCAUUUUGAGCAUGCCUCUCCCCACCAGGAAAGUGGGAAAAUAAAUCUAUAGCACAAUUUUACAUUUAUUUUUUACAUAUAUUACAAGACCUGGUCUUAUAACAGAAAAUAUGGCAAAAAAGAACCACAGUUUCUUAAACAGCCUAUGAGACUGUUAAUAGGUCACUGAUGAACACUUGAAAAUAAAUACUGAUUAAAUAAUCUAAUACUGAGUAACUUUCACCGUAAAAUCAACAAAGAAUGCACACAUUGCAGUGUAGUCAUCAGUAUUAGGUUGUUAUGCAACAUCUCGUAACUAAGUAAACUAAGUAAAGCAAAUACCACUGGUGUGUGUGUGCUUGUGUCUGUAUGUCUGUAACCUGAUCCAGAACCUGUGAGUUGUAUGAAUUGCAAUAUUUUUGUAAGUGAAUUGACUUGCAACAUCCGUAUUUCUGAAGGUUUGUAAAUGUUAUGUCAUGUUGACUGUUUAAUUUCUUAGGUUAGCCUCUAUUUAAAAAUGUCAUGCUGCUAAAAGUUAACAUUUUGCCCACUUUUUAUUAGGUGGCUUUAGGUAUGGUCACCUGUAAUACUUAAUUGAUUACUACAAUUAACUUUUUGUUUGGAACAUGUUGCAACAUGAUUGGUAGCUAUGUGCUUGAAUGAGAGCUACAUAGUAUUAGUCAUUACCUUGGUACAUUGUGUCAGGCCAGUUAAUAUAAAGUGGACCAAACACUAUUUAGAUACACUAGAUAAUCUUCCCAAAAAGUCCUCAUAUUGUAGUUGAAAUGUCCAUAUUUUGCUUUUUUUGCCAAACAUCAUCCCUGAAGUGCCAUGUUAAAUUAGUUUCAGCAUGUUUUUUCUUCCAUUGUGUCCUUAAUGUACAUUUCUAACUUUUGUAAAUAGUAAUUACUGUUAAUUAUUAAAAAUGUGAUUGAACUUUUA
Messenger RNA from Clupea harengus (Atlantic herring), 3027 nucleotides. It is a transcript of the gene aldh5a1, whose product is annotated as aldehyde dehydrogenase 5 family, member A1 (succinate-semialdehyde dehydrogenase). NCBI's taxonomy places the organism in Eukaryota, Metazoa, Chordata, Actinopteri, Clupeiformes, Clupeidae. The record is from RefSeq and is a predicted model, not a curated record. The coding region runs from base 170 to 1891 and encodes 573 amino acids. The transcript is spliced from 12 exons. Gene Ontology annotation, molecular function: succinate-semialdehyde dehydrogenase (NAD+) activity. Gene Ontology annotation, cellular component: mitochondrion. Gene Ontology annotation, biological process: GABA catabolic process.